ACAUUGGCUUUACUUGUGCAGAAGAAUUGAGGAACUGAUUAAAUGUCGCCCUUGAAUCCGCCCCUGUUCGCAGCUUUCGUAGCCUGGGCUUGACACUCGAAUUUGGUCAGUUGACGUGGGUUCUGGGCUAACGCUUUUCAGGCUUUCCAGUUCUUGCCAGAGUUUAUGGCCGGAAAUUCUAAUUGCCAUUCAUUUGAGGUGGAAAUGUCCCGCCAUAUCGAGUGCGCUCACCAAGAAGUGAAUUACGUAGCUUUAAUCAUUUCGGGCAGGAACACUUUAAUCAAAUGGCUCACCUGUACUUUAAGGCAAUGCAGUGGAAGUAUCUCUCUCUGGUUUUCCCCUGGCGACUGGAAGGCUGGUGGCCAGGACAGGCAGACAAACGGACGGACAAGCAAACAUUCCAGCAAGGAUCGACAACCUGCAGGGUGGCUGUGGCAGUGGCUGUGUGGUGGAGUACGGAGCACCAGAACUCGGACUUGGCACUUUGGGAGCGGGCAGCACGUGACUUGUUCUUCCGUCGCAGCCUUGGCCAUUGUUUGCAUUUGCAUUCGCCGGAUUUGGGGUGGCGCGUCCUUCACAUGCAGCUGGAACAGACGAGGUCAGCACAAUAGUUCACACUGAUAACGCAGAAAGCAACCGAAAAAUAAAGACUUAAAUUAACAAAAAUAA
This is a messenger RNA of Drosophila erecta, 669 nucleotides long. RefSeq lists its product as uncharacterized. The record is from RefSeq and is a predicted model, not a curated record. The transcript is spliced from 2 exons. Lineage: Eukaryota; Metazoa; Arthropoda; Insecta; Diptera; Drosophilidae. Bases 285 to 611 code for a protein of 108 amino acids.